AUGAGCGAAAGCAAAGGGCUCCUGCAUGAGCAUCCUUCAGACAGCGACUCGGAACCCGAACACGAGCGCAAAGCAAGUCCGCGACACCUGUCUCCAUCGCCCUCAUCGUCACGAACCACAUCCGCGUCGCCAGCACCGCCAGGGUCACGACCAAAUGGCAACUUCAAACGGCAAUCGUCUUUCGCACAGCCCCGGCCCGAUGGCACGCCGAGAACGCCAAACCGGGUGCGCUUUGAGGAACCCAGGAGGAGCAUGAACGGAGACUCCAAUGGCGACUGGCUGGAGAUGGACGGAGAUGACUACAUGGACGGCGAUGAUGGGCGGGAAAGAGUACAGCGACUUCCUCUGCUCACUGGGAUAGAGGCGCCUAGCGUCACUGUCGCAGAACAAUCAUUCAAUCCGGAAGACCACCUCGAGAGUGCACAGCCACGGAGCGGGAUGCGGAGCGCCUUUAUGAACAUGGCAAACAGCAUAAUAGGCGCUGGAAUCAUUGGCCAACCCUACGCCAUCCGCAAUGCGGGCCUCUUGACAGGCACCGCCCUCCUGAUCGGCCUUACCGUCGUGGUAGACUGGACUAUACGGCUCAUCGUCAUAAACUCUAAGCUCAGCGGUACUGACUCGUUCCAAGCCACGGUUCAGCACUGUUUUGGGAAAUCAGGACUGAUAGCCAUAUCUCUCGCGCAAUGGGUCUUGUUAUUGACAGCAUGCAGUGCUUUUGGAGGCAUGGUCGCGUUCUGCGUAGUAGUCGGAGACACAAUACCAAGGGUCUUGGAUUCAAUGUUCCCUUCUUUGGCCGAUAUGUCGUUCCUCUGGCUACUGACCAACAGAAGAGCCAUCAUGAUCCUGCUUAUUCUCGGCAUAUCCUUUCCACUGUCGCUUUACCGGGAUAUAUCAAAGCUUGCCAAAGCUAGCGGUCUGGCACUAGUUAGCAUGACCAUCAUCAUCGUGACCGUAGUCACGCAAGCCUUCCGCGUACCCGCCGAGUCCAAGGGUCAACUUCGUGGCUCCCUCAUCAUCCGAUCCGGUAUCUUCGAGGCGAUCGGUGUGAUAGCCUUCGCCUUCGUCUGUCACCACAACAGCCUCCUUAUAUACGGCUCGCUGCGGAAGCCUACCAUCGAUCGUUUUACACGCGUUACACACUACAGCACUAGCAUAUCCCUGGUCGCAUGUCUUGUCAUGGCUUUGUCAGGCUACCUGACGUUCGGUGACAAGACCCUCGGCAACGUGCUCAACAACUUUCCCAAUGAUAAUCUCAUGGUCAACAUUGCGCGGUUAUGUUUCGGCCUCAACAUGCUCACGACACUUCCACUCGAAGCCUUCGUGUGUCGAGAAGUCAUGAACAACUAUUGGUUUCCCGAGGAACCCUACCAUCCGAACCGCCAUCUCAUCUUCACUACUUCACUCGUCGUCUCUGCCCUCACUCUCUCACUUCUCACCUGCGACCUGGGCAUUGUAUUUGAGUUAUUCGGCGCAACAUCUGCAUGUGCACUGGCGUUCAUUCUGCCGCCUCUAUGCUACAUGAAGCUUAGUCAGAGAAGCUCCAAGACGUACUUGGCGGGGGCUGUUGCUGCAUUUGGAUGUACCGUAAUGGUCAUUAGCAUUAUAAAGACCACGAGCAAAACAAUGAUGGGCAACAGCGAAGGUGCUAAAUGUGGUUGA
Molecule: messenger RNA, 1659 nt
Organism: Alternaria alternata
Lineage: Eukaryota; Fungi; Ascomycota; Dothideomycetes; Pleosporales; Pleosporaceae
Exons: 4
Coding region: 1-1659 (552 amino acids)
Biological process (GO): amino acid transmembrane transport
Cellular component (GO): endoplasmic reticulum
Molecular function (GO): amino acid transmembrane transporter activity
Source: RefSeq, a predicted model, not a curated record